Molecule: messenger RNA, 819 nt
Organism: Nestor notabilis (Kea)
Lineage: Eukaryota; Metazoa; Chordata; Aves; Psittaciformes; Psittacidae
Product: acrosin-like
Exons: 5
Biological process (GO): proteolysis; acrosome reaction
Molecular function (GO): serine-type endopeptidase activity
Source: RefSeq, a predicted model, not a curated record
AUGCCGGGAGCAACCUGCGGGCGCCGGCCCAUGGCUGCUUACUACAGCAAGCAGCGUAUCGUGGGUGGCAGAGAUGCCCUGCCAGGGGCCUGGCCCUGGAUCGUCAGCAUCCAGCAGAGCUCAGCAGUAGGCACCGUGCACAUAUGCGGAGGGUCCCUCAUCAGCCCACAGUGGGUCCUCACAGCAGCUCACUGCUUCAUCAAGGCCAAGCAUAUCCAGACGUGGUUCGUGCUGCUCGGGGCUACCCGGCUGACUCGGCUGGGCCCUGAGGCUCAGGUGCGCAAGAUUAGGAAGCUAAUUGCUCACCCAUACUACAAUAAGAUCACAGAGGAGAACGACAUUGCCUUGCUGGAACUGGACCGGCCUGUCCAGUGCAACAACUACAUACAGCUUACCUGUGUGCCAGACAAUUUGGUGAGAGUGUCCCAGCUGACAGACUGCUACAUCAGUGGUUGGGGUUCCAGGAAAGCAAAAUCUGCAAGUUCGACUACUGUCCUGCAGGAGGCCAAGGUCCACCUCAUCAGUGUCAACACCUGUAACAGCAGCCAGUGGUAUCAAGGGGACAUCCACACCCACAACCUGUGCGCUGGCUACCCACAGGGUGGCAUCGACAGCUGCCAGGGAGACAGUGGUGGUCCUCUCAUGUGCAAAGAUAACAAUUCUGACUUCUUCUGGCUUGUGGGAGUGACCAGCUGGGGGGAAGGCUGUGGGAGAGCACAACGGCCGGGAAUUUACACCUCCACUCAGCACUUUUACAACUGGAUGGUCGUAUCGAUGGGACUGCGCCUAGCAACACCAACUAACCUAACGCCACGGCCA